Rhizophagus irregularis DAOM 181602=DAOM 197198 is the source of this 712-nucleotide messenger RNA. RefSeq lists its product as uncharacterized. Lineage: Eukaryota; Fungi; Glomeromycota; Glomeromycetes; Glomerales; Glomeraceae. The record is from RefSeq and is a predicted model, not a curated record.
UUUGUAGAAGGAAGUAUUUUUAGAUCGUAUGGCCGAAUUGAAACGUACUGGAUGUCGUAAUCCAUUUGUAAAAAUGUCUGAAUUUCUCGUAACUAGUAGGAAAGAAGGUCCAUAUAAUGCUCGUCAAUUAUGUCACUACUGGCGUAAUUAUUUGGACCCUGGAGUAUGUCAAGUUAGUCUAAAUGAUGAAGAAAAACAAUUUAUUGAAGAUUGGAUUGUACUCAAUAAAAGUGGAAACGGAGGAAUUGAAUGGAAAAAGUUACGACAAGAUUUGAAGAAUCAAUUUGGAUUCUUUCGAUCUGAAAAUAAGAUAAAAAACUACUGGUAUUCAAAACAAAGAAGUAGAAAGGGAACGAAUAAUGGCACGAUCAUGUCUAAUACUAUCAAAAUUUCUACCCUCACUACUCCCAUCGCUCACUCUUACCCUUUUGGUUUGCAUCAACCACAAAAUCAACCGUCGUUACCUCACAUUUCUUAUAUUUUUAAUAAUAAUAAUGACCCUACCCUACAACUUCCUCGACUUCUUCAUUAUCAACAAAAUCUUUCUACCUUACCUACCUUUUAUCCACGUUUAAUACAAGAACCAAAGUUACCCAUAUUACCUCCCAACAUAUAACAGGCUGCUGGCGCUUCAGGAGCUACAUAAGGCAUAACUACAUUAAUUCAUUAAUUUACUGCUAUAAUGUAUAUUUAAAUAGCAUUUAAGACAUUC